This is a messenger RNA of Micromonas commoda, 1116 nucleotides long. RefSeq lists its product with no specific name. The record is from RefSeq and is a predicted model, not a curated record. Bases 1 to 1116 code for a protein of 371 amino acids. The transcript is spliced from 2 exons. NCBI's taxonomy places the organism in Eukaryota, Viridiplantae, Chlorophyta, Mamiellophyceae, Mamiellales, Mamiellaceae.
AUGGCUCGCGGGGAGAGGCGGCACGUGCCGCACGAUCCGGCGGCUCCCAGCCCCCCGCCGUAUCGCGAUGACAACCUCGAUCGCUCCCCGGCCAAGGCGCGGUUCACGUCGACGCGGGACAAGUACGGCUCGCCGAGGGUGUCCAAGCUCACCGCGGGCACCGUGAAGCUCGGCGGUCCCCUCACGCCCUUCCCGUCGGAGGUGAUGAAGCCCGAGCCGCAGGGGCUGGUGCUGGUGCCCAAGGUGAAGGUCGAUCUCGCGCGAGCGAGGUACACGAAGGGGCGGGACAUGCCCUCGAGGCCCACGAGCGCCACGACUGCGCACAGCGCCACCUCCAUGGUCCACUACCAGACCACCAAGGAGCGGCUCCUGAAGGAGAAGGAGUGGGAGAGGGUUCACCCGAGGCAGUUCAUCAAGGUGUCGCGGACCGCGCGACCCGGCGACCGCGAGGGCAUGGCCCCGGACCCCACCGUCGAGACCGCCAGGACCGCGAUGGAGAAGCGACGCGCGCUGGAGCACGAAGCCGCCGUCGCGCAUCUGGAGAAACUGAGGGUGGAGGCCAUAGAGGAGAGGGACGCGGCGGUGGCGGAACGGAGGUCGCUGACCACCGCGCACAUAAGGCGAGAGUUCGGGGCGCAGCGGGAGAGGCGACGGGACUGGUGCGAGCGCGCGGUGGCGACGGCGGCGUGGAAGCCGAUGGAUGCGAACCGAUUCGAACAGACGCUCGCGGCCGAGCGAGACCUCGCGCUCACCUACGACCCGAAGGGACUGGCGGAGACGAUGCGGUCGUCCACGACGUACGCGGCGUACUUCGAGGAGCACGCGAGGUGCACGAGGGCGACGGCGGCGGCGGAGGGCGGGUGCAAGGACGCGGGUUCGGGCAGGAGCUCGAGGUGCGAGAAUGAGGAGCGAGAACGCGACGCGAGAGCCAUCGCCGAGCUGGACGAUUUCGACGAGCGGGUUGGGUACUUUCACGAGACGAGUUUGAGGGACAGGUGUAAGGACAGGGGAUGGAUCCUGAGCCCGGCGGGGAGGCGAACCGGCGGGGUGCCCGCGACGCCGACGACGCUCCGCGUGAGUAACCCGCCGGUGAGCUUCCAGAGCCCUGAUUUUUAA